Molecule: messenger RNA, 909 nt
Organism: Cladophialophora bantiana CBS 173.52
Lineage: Eukaryota; Fungi; Ascomycota; Eurotiomycetes; Chaetothyriales; Herpotrichiellaceae
Exons: 2
Coding region: 1-909 (302 amino acids)
Cellular component (GO): mitochondrion
Molecular function (GO): FAD binding; proline dehydrogenase activity
Source: RefSeq, a predicted model, not a curated record
AUGGAGAGAGAAAUCAAUCAAUGGGCAGAUGGUAAUCUCGAGACCUUGGAAAUGAUUGGAGAAGGAGACUGGUUAGGCGUUAAGUACAGUGGCGCGGGGACACAUAUCAAAAAGUCUUUGAUGAAGGGUGAAAAAGCCCCACCCUUGUUUGUUGAGGCCAUGGAAAAGAUCUGCCGACGUGCUGCUGCCAGAGGAUGUCGCAUAUGGAUCGACGCAGAACAACAAGCGUUGCAAGCCACCAUCGAUCAAUGGACCUUUGAUCUUAUGCGUCGUUACAAUGAGCUGGGAAGGCAAACCUUGGUAUACAACACCAUCCAGGCAUACCUCAAAUCCUCGCGCGACAAAGUACAAGACCAGCUGGAGCUUGCUCGGGAGCAAGGAUGGCGGUUGGGCAUCAAGCUAGUUCGUGGCGCUUACAUCAACAAUGAUUUCUGGCAGGCGAUCCACGACACCAAGGCGCAUACAGACGCCUCGUACAAUGGCAUCGUCGAGGACCUCCUCUGCGAGAACUUUCCAGCAAUGGCCAACCAACGGGCGGUAGAGCUUGAUCUGCUGCUGGCAGGUCACAACUCCAGCAGUAUUCGGGGAGCAGCUCGUCUAGCGUCCGAACUUUCGGCUCAAUCGAAGUUGAAAGUCAUCGCAGAGUUCGGGCAGCUUCAGGGAAUAGCUAACGAUGUCGGAUGCGAGCUACUGCGGAUAGCGGACAAUAUGAGGAGGGAGGGUAAUCUAGCUCCGGCCAAUACUUAUAUACCCAAAGUGUACAAGUGUCUGACCUGGGGUAGUAUUCAGGAAUGUAUGCAGUAUCUGACACGCAGACUCGUUGAGAAUCGAGGUGCUGCUGACCGGAUGAGAACAGGCGCCGCAGGGGUUAGAAGAGAACUCCUUCGCGGGAUAGGCAUCAGAUUCUAA